Tauraco erythrolophus (red-crested turaco) is the source of this 990-nucleotide messenger RNA. Lineage: Eukaryota; Metazoa; Chordata; Aves; Musophagiformes; Musophagidae. The record is from RefSeq and is a predicted model, not a curated record.
GUCCAGCUGCCCAGCGCCAGGUCCAGAAUGGGCCAUCUCCAGAUGAGAUGGAAGCACAGAGAAGACAAGUGAUGGAGCAACAGCAGCAGCGCCAGGAAUCUCUGGAAAGAAGAACCUCUACCACAGUUUCCACCCUUCAUACAAGUGUGUGCUCUCCCCCCUCUCAGCUUCAGUCUCCUCCUCCCGCCUGCAAUGACUGCGGUGCUCCUGCCACUGCUGCCAUGCCCCCUCCACCACCUCAUGCCAGCGCUGUCUCCUCAACACCCGCUGUCCCUGAGCCCCCCAGUCAAUCCUCUUUCAGAUCCCUGCAGAGACCCAGAGAGCUCCCGCAGCUCCUGCACAGGCACUCAGCCUCCGAGCUGCCAACAGCCCCGGGUUCCUCCUCUCCAGCCUGCCCAAACCGCAGGACCAUAACGUCGGGCAUCAGGCCGACCUCACUGUCCCCACCACUUCCCCAUCCUUCCCACUUUCCCUUUGUCUCUUGCCAACCUCUCAGGCGCUCUUCUCUUUCCUGCUCUCCUCGAUCUUCUGCUUCCUCUACCACAAAUGGACCACCUCUGCAGAGAGGUGAUGUCCUGCAGCCACAUGCUCCCACCAUCCUGCCCAUGAUUCCCGUCCCACCUGACAGGGUCAGAGGACCCACAGAUAAAGCAGGGCAAGAGACCUCGGCAAACGUACCUCUGAAUGGCCAUCCUGAAGAACAAAUUGCUUUAGGUCCCUCUGGGACACAGGUGAAAAGUGUGGACGGAUCCUUCUUUCCACACCUAGGAGCUGCACCCUCCUCCCUGCUGCCCACCAUCGCCAGCCCCCCCGGCUGCUUUGGCCAGGCUGCCUCCCCCUCCUGCCAUCCAUCACCCCGUCCUUCACAGCAGUGGUAUCAGCCCAUGUCACACUGUCUUCCAUUGCCUCCCCCUUACGCUGCUGUGUCUGAGGCGACUAUGCCCAGGAGGACCCCUCCUUACAUGACUUCAUCAGCCAUUGCCCACUUGA